Messenger RNA from Neofelis nebulosa (Clouded leopard), 2690 nucleotides. RefSeq names its product LSM family member 14B (gene LSM14B). The transcript is spliced from 10 exons. Bases 200 to 1474 code for a protein of 424 amino acids. Gene Ontology annotation, molecular function: mRNA binding. NCBI's taxonomy places the organism in Eukaryota, Metazoa, Chordata, Mammalia, Carnivora, Felidae. The record is from RefSeq and is a predicted model, not a curated record.
CCGGAUGUGGCUGCUGCGGCCCCUCCUCCCCCGCGCUUCCCUCAGAGCCCCCGGCCGCGCGCCGCCGCUUGCUUGCUGGUCCCCGCGCAGGCCCGUCGGGCGACGGUGAGGAGGCGCCGAGGCGGAGGAGCGGGCGGCGGCGGCGGCGAGGCGACCGCGCGGAGGCGAGCGGGCCAGGCCCAGCCGGGCGGCCGCCGCCAUGAGCGGCUCCUCGGGCACCCCGUACCUGGGCAGCAAGAUCAGCCUCAUCUCCAAGGCGCAGAUCCGCUACGAGGGCAUCCUCUACACCAUCGACACGGACAACUCCACCGUGGCGCUCGCCAAAGUGAGGUCUUUCGGUACCGAAGACCGUCCCACAGAUAGGCCGGCCCCCCCGCGAGAGGAGAUCUAUGAGUACAUCAUUUUCCGGGGAAGUGAUAUCAAAGAUAUCACCGUGUGUGAGCCUCCGAAAGCCCAGCACACGCUCCCGCAGGACCCUGCUAUCGUCCAAUCUUCCCUGGGCUCGGGCUCGGCCUCCUCCUUCCAGCCACACGUGCCUUACAGCCCCUUCAGAGGGAUGCCGCCCUACAGCCAGCUGGCUGCCAGCUCUCUGCUCAGCCAGCAGUACGCCGCUUCCUUGGGUCUAGAGAAGCUGGUGAGCCCUCCAGCCUCGGCCGCAGCUUCCAGCCCUAGCUCUUCUCCGUCUCCACAGCCCGCCUCAGAGCUUGACGUGUCCUCAGAGCCACAUCAGCUCACCUCCAAGGGAGCUGGUUUUCCGUCCGUCCCAGUCGGCAAGAGCCCCAUGGUGGAGCAGGCCGUCCAGACUGGUUCUGUCGAUAACCUGAAUGCCAAAAAGCUGUUACCUGGCAAGGCCACCGUGGGGAUGCAGCUGAACGGGCGCCCGGCCCAGCCAGGCGGCAAGGCCACCAGCGAUGUAGUUCAGCCGACAGCUGUGCAGAGUCAAGGGCAGGUGAACGACGAGAACAGAAGACCUCAGAGGAGGAGAUCAGGGAACAGACGAACGAGGAAUCGCUCCAGAGGGCAAAACCGCCCGACUAACGUCAAAGAGAACACGAUCAAGUUUGAAGGCGACUUCGAUUUUGAGAGUGCAAACGCCCAGUUCAACAGAGAGGAGCUGGACAAAGAGUUUAAGAAGAAACUGAAUUUUAAAGAUGACAAAGCCGAGAAGGGGGACGAGAAGGACCCAGCGGUGGUGACCCAGAGUGACGAGGCUCCUGCUGAGGAAGACCACCUGGGGCCCAACUGCUACUAUGACAAGUCCAAGUCCUUCUUCGACAACAUCUCUUCUGAGCUCAAGACCAGUUCUAGGCGGACUACGUGGGCCGAAGAGCGGAAGCUCAACACGGAGACUUUCGGGGUAUCGGGAAGGUUUCUUCGUGGCCGUAGCUUCAGGGGUGGAUUUCGAGGGGGCAGGGGCAACGGUACAACCCGCCGCAACCCAACUUCCCACAGAGCUGGGACCGGCAGGGUGUAAGGAUGGGGCCGCAGGUGCCUGCAGAAGCAGCACAGAAACGAAGCUGUGUCUGAGGUUAUCGGAAAACGCUGCACUUACUUGGGAGACGUGGGUCACUUUGUUUACCGAGUUUGGAAAAUUCCCGUACUACUACUUAUGUUUUGGACUUAAUUGGACUUGGACGUGGUCUGAGUUAGAACCACUUGUUUGGGGGAAGUAUUCGUGGGUAACCUCUUUGAGGUAUCUUGGCCUGUCUUUCCUCUUUAGUUGCACACAGCCUAAUUCUAAGGUUUUGGUAUUUUGGAAAAAGGUUUCUAGAGCAAAAGCUUGAUCCUCACUUUGUGACUUUUUUGUGUGACAGCUUUGACUUUUUUAAAGUGGAACCAAAUCUCAUUUGGCAAAUGUGGCAGCCAGUUGCAUCUUUAUAACCCAACUGGCCUCUGGUGCUGCUGGCCUGGCACCCCCCAGUGCCGUAGGUUGGGGUCUCAGGAGUCAGGCAGGGCCAGCCUGGGGACGUGCGGGGGUGGGUGGGCCUGGGCAGGGAGAGUGGGGGUGUCCCACGGAUCAUGUUGUAGAAGCAAACCAGACAACCCUUACAUCCAGAGCCGUGAUGUCAAGGUUGAGGGCUGGGGGGUGGUGGGGGCGGGGUGUGGGGGGGCUAAGUCCUGGAGGCUUAGGAAGGGGUCCUGAACGUGAGCUAGGAACUGUUGCUCAGAGCCCGGCUUCCAUAGGAACCAGGGUUGGGGACCAAAGCCCUGUGGUGUCCCCACCCUUCCUGCCCCGUCCCUGCCAUCCCCUGACCCAGGCCAGUCACUGUUGGACUCUGGCCACCGUUCAGUGUCUCAUCCACUUGGAAAUGAGCCAGUCUUUUUUGCAAGGUCGGUUGACCGAGAACAUAUUUCUUCUUGAUUGUAAAUAGUUCUGUGUUUUUGUUUUACAGGUGGGUGGAGGGAGGGUGGGGAAUAUAAAUUUGUUGCAUGAGUAAAUGGGUCAGACCUUUAGUAUAAGCAUGCGCCCUUCUGAUGGACAGGGCAUUGUGUUGAACAUAAGCACCUUGGUAACUAAACCCCUUUAAAUAGCUAUAAAGGUUUUAGUUCUGUAUUGAUUCAGUUACUGUAAAAGCUUGGGUUUAUUUUUGUAGGACUUAAUGGCUAAGAAUUAGAACCUAGCAAUGGGUUGCUCUGUUGGAGUAAUGUAAAUUGUAAUUAUAAAUAAACGUGCAAACCUUUAAAACUUU